Episyrphus balteatus (marmalade hoverfly) is the source of this 1397-nucleotide messenger RNA. RefSeq names its product complexin (gene cpx). The coding region runs from base 320 to 709 and encodes 129 amino acids. Gene Ontology annotation, molecular function: syntaxin binding. Gene Ontology annotation, cellular component: SNARE complex; terminal bouton. The transcript is spliced from 4 exons. Gene Ontology annotation, biological process: synaptic vesicle exocytosis; regulation of neurotransmitter secretion; neurotransmitter transport. NCBI's taxonomy places the organism in Eukaryota, Metazoa, Arthropoda, Insecta, Diptera, Syrphidae. The record is from RefSeq and is a predicted model, not a curated record.
AAUAUAGUAGUAGUAUACUAGUACGGUCGUCGUCUAUACAACAACACUACCUACGUCGUGUUGUUGGUUGUUGGUUGGUUUGUGGCAUUGCUAUGGUACAGAAGGUGGUGUUGUUGUUCGGCUCUACUUCGAACCUAGAGCACGACAUUCGGGCCAGGAUGGAUUCUAGUUCAGUGCACAAAGUGCGUCAGUGCAAGUGUGGUCUUCUACUGAGAACCAACAAGCUCUUCGAAAUUUUUUGAAAUACAUUUGCCUUCGAACCUUCAUAUCAAGACGGACUUCUUGGCGAGCUAGUAUUAAGUGAAAGCGCCAACGGAAUAUGAAUUUCAUUGGCGCAGUUGGUGGAGAUAGUGAAGGUGGUGAUGGAGAUGACAAAGAGAAGGCAGAGGAGGAGGAGAGGGAGCGUCAGGAAGCCAUCCGAGAGGCUGAAGAACGACGAAAAGAGAAGCAUCGUAAAUUGGAAGAGGAACGGGAGAAAAUGAGACAGGACAUUCGUGAUAAGUAUAACAUCAAGAAAAAGGAAGAAAUCGUAGAGCAAAUGCCGCAGGAAGAACCUAAUCCAUUAAUGCGGAAAAAGAAAACGCCCGAAGAAUUGGCUGCCGAAGCCGAACAGGAAGAGUUAGAUGACUUUACAAAACUGAAAAAUCAAAUAGAAACGCAAGUAAAUGAGCUAAAAACUCAAAUAGAGGGAAAAUGUGUCAUGCAGUGAUAUGUCAUCAUAAUAAAAAAUAAAAAAAAAAUUUAUUUAAAAUUAAACAAAACAAAAAAAAAUAAAAUAAAAAAAAAUAAUAUUAAAAAAAAAAAUUAACAAAAAAAAAAAUUCAAAUCCACACAUAUAUAUAUAUAUUUAUUUAACAAAAACCAAAUUUCCCCAAAAAAACAUAUAAAUAUAUAUAUACAAAAAAACAUAUAUACAUGUAUUAUAUAAAAAAAAGAAUGAAACUGCAGAAAAAAAAUAAGGAACAAAAAUACAAACGAUUCAGAAAAAAUAAUAUAAUCAGAGUUCAUGAAGCACUACAAAUGCAAACAAAAUUCAAAACAGAAGAGCCACAAAAAAACGUUAUACAUUUUAAGCCCAAAUUUUAAAUCCAAAAUUUCAACCAUAGCUGCCAAUCGUCAAAAUUUAAACUAAAAAGAAAAAAAAAUAAUCAACAAAUUGGAAGUGAAUUUUAAAAACAAAACAAAAAAAUUAAGGGCAAAAACGGGUUUAAUCAUUUGGCCGACUUGACUUUUCAUUCAAAAAUUCGUAAAAUUCGUCAGAAAUACUCCUCUUCUCACAUCAUUCCAUCACACACAUAUUUUUCUCUCUUAUAACUUAAAAACUAAAAUCCUACGGAAUAAGCGCAUUGGAACAGAUUCGAAAGUUACAAAAAAAAAAAAAAAACAAAUAUUUGAAC